Sphaerodactylus townsendi is the source of this 6669-nucleotide messenger RNA. RefSeq names its product microtubule associated serine/threonine kinase 1 (gene MAST1). The record is from RefSeq and is a predicted model, not a curated record. Gene Ontology annotation, molecular function: protein binding; ATP binding; magnesium ion binding. NCBI's taxonomy places the organism in Eukaryota, Metazoa, Chordata, Lepidosauria, Squamata, Sphaerodactylidae. Gene Ontology annotation, biological process: intracellular signal transduction; peptidyl-serine phosphorylation. The transcript has 26 exons. Bases 145 to 4707 code for a protein of 1520 amino acids.
UUCUCCAAAAGGGAAGGAUCACCGCAGAUCUCCCAUUCUCUCCCACCUCCCCCCCCCCCCAGUCACAUACACCUUUUCCCAAGGAGGGGCUUUGGCAGCCUGCGGCAACCCCCUUGGUCGCCACCAUGACCCCCCAGGGGGAUAAUGUCUGAGUCCCUGUGGACGGCGCUCUCCAAUUUCUCUAUGCCCGAUUUCCUUGACUGCAGCAUGUUUCGUCGCACCAAAAGCUGCCGAACCAGUAACAGGAAGUCUCUCAUCCUGACGAGUACGUCGCCGACGCUGCCACGACCUCAUUCUCCACUUCCCGGUCAUAUCGGUAGCAGCCCUCUCGACAGCCCUCGGAAUUUUUCCCCAAAUACGCCAGCCCAUUUUUCCUUCGCCUCUUCCCGCAGGGCAGACGGUCGGCGCUGGUCUUUGGCUUCCCUGCCGUCGUCCGGAUAUGGAACCAACACUCCCAGUUCCACUGUCUCGUCCUCCUGCUCUUCCCAAGAGCGCCUUCACCAGCUGCCUUAUCAGCCCACUGUGGAUGAGCUGCAUUUCCUGUCCAAGCAUUUUGGGAGCACAGAGAGCAUCACUGAUGAUGAUGGGGGCCGGCGGUCCCCGGCAGUGCGGCCCCGCUCCCGGAGCCUCAGCCCGGGCCGGUCUCCCUCUUCCCAUGACAAUGAGAUAGUGAUGAUGAAUCAUGUUUACAAGGAACGAUUUCCCAAGGCCACGGCUCAAAUGGAAGAGAAGCUGAAAGACUUCACCAAGACCUACGAGCCAGACAGUGUGUUGCCUUUGGCCGACGGGGCCCUCAGUUUUAUACAUCACCAGGUCAUUGAGUUGGCCCGAGACUGUUUGGCCAAGUCUCAGGAAGGCCUCAUCACCACUGUCUAUUUCUACGAGCUGCAGGAGAACAUGGAGAAGCUCCUGAAAAGAGCCUACGAACGAUCCGAGAGCGAGGAGGUGACCUUUGUCACUCAACUGGUGAAGAAGCUGCUGAUUAUCAUCUCCCGUCCAGCUCGGCUACUCGAGUGCCUGGAGUUCAACCCUGAGGAGUUUUACCAUUUGUUGGAAGCCGCUGAGGACCACGCCAAAGAGGGACACCUGGUGAAAACGGACAUUCCCCGCUACAUCAUCAGCCAGCUGGGCCUCACCCGAGACCCUUUCCCAGAUGUCCUGUAUGUGGAGGAGAACGAUAGCGGAGGAUCCAACACUCCAGAGACAGAGGAAUUCACGGAGAGCCGAGGGACAGCUCCGAAGCCGAAGAAGCCACCUGGAGAAGGGGACUUUGAAACCAUUAAAUUAAUCAGCAAUGGGGCAUAUGGAGCCGUGUACCUCGUGCGGCACAAAGAGACCCGCCAGCGCUUUGCCAUGAAGAAGAUUAACAAGCAGAAUCUCAUUCUGCGGAACCAGAUCCAGCAGGCCUUUGUGGAGCGGGAUAUCCUGACGUUUGCUGAGAACCCUUUUGUGGUCAGCAUGUUCUGCUCUUUUGAGACCAAGCGCUACCUCUGUAUGGUCAUGGAGUACGUCGAAGGUGGGGAUUGUGCCACGCUGCUGAAGAAUAUUGGGGCCCUUCCUGUCGAGAUGGCCCGCAUGUACUUUGCUGAGACCGUCCUUGCCUUGGAGUAUUUACAUAACUAUGGGAUCGUUCAUCGGGACCUGAAGCCAGACAACCUCCUCAUCACUUCCAUGGGACACAUCAAGCUGACAGACUUCGGUCUCUCCAAGAUGGGUCUCAUGAGCCUCACGACCAACCUCUAUGAAGGCCACAUUGAAAAGGACGCCCGGGAGUUCCUGGAUAAACAGGUUUGUGGCACUCCGGAGUACAUUGCCCCUGAAGUAAUCCUUCGCCAAGGCUACGGGAAGCCGGUGGAUUGGUGGGCGAUGGGCAUCAUCCUAUACGAAUUCCUGGUGGGCUGCGUACCCUUUUUCGGAGACACGCCCGAAGAACUGUUUGGCCAAGUCAUCACCGAUGACAUCCUGUGGCCGGAAGGCGAAGAGGCACUUCCUGCUGAUUCCCAACAUCUCAUCUCCUGCCUCCUGCAGACCAGCCCCCUUCUGCGUCUGGGUGCAGGUGGAGCCUUUGAAGUGAAACAGCACUCCUUCUUCAAAGAUCUCGAUUGGAACGGGCUGCUGAGACAGAAGGCCGAGUUCAUCCCCCACCUGGAGUCGGAGGAAGAUACCAGCUACUUUGACACCCGCUCUGACCGCUACCACCACACCACCUCCUACGAUGACGAGGACACCACAGAAGAUGAACCGGUGGAGAUCCGGCAGUUCUCAUCUUGCUCUCCCCGAUUCAGCAAGGUGUACAGCAGUAUGGAGCACCUGUCCCAACAUGAGCAGAAGGCGCCCGUGGUCACAAAGCGAGACCAGAGCAACAAGCACAAGGACGAGAAGAUGGGGAAGCGAGAGAGCUUGGGCAGCUUCACGCUUCGGGACAAAAGCUGGCGCACGAACUCGCCGGAGAUGAAACGCCUCUCUGCCUCCGAGUCGUCCUACCCGGAGAGCGACUCCAGCCCCCCUCUUGGCGCACGGCGGCGCUUCUCCGCCUUGAUGGACACCAACCGCUUUGCUGUGCCCCUGGAAACGGAUAGUGAGACGCUGGCCAAGGGGCCCGUGAAGGCUCCUGCCGAAAAUGUGGCUUCAGGGGCCACCCUGCAGGCCGAAAACAAGGAGAGCAAGGAAGGAGCGACUGCCAAUCUGGGGCAGGGUCCUGUCGCUGGGGAGGUUGAGGCAGGCAAUAAAUCAAAAGCGGGUGAGCUGCAGCCCCCAAAGGAGCUGGACCCAUCAGCCCCCAAAGCUACCAAUGACUUGGUGCUGCGUCGGGCCCGGCACCAACAGUUCUCAGGGGACUCUACGGCUGAGAAGCGCAGCCCCCGCACUGGGGGCAAGGUCAUCAAAUCCGCCUCAGCUACUGCGCUGUCCGUCAUUAUCCCCACAGUGGAACAGCACAGCAGCUCUCCGCUGGCUAGCCCCAUGUCUCCCCGGUCACUUUCCUCCAACCCGUCCUCUCGAGAUUCCUCACCGUCCCGAGACUAUUCGCCAGCGGUCACCAGCCUUCGCUCGCCCAUCACCAUCCAGCGCUCUGGGAAGAAGUAUGGCUUCACGCUGCGCGCCAUCCGAGUGUACAUGGGGGACAGUGACGUCUACAGCGUGCAUCAUAUUGUCUGGCACGUGGAGGAAGGCGGUCCGGCUCACGAGGCGGGUCUGUGCGCAGGGGACCUCAUCACCCACGUCAACGGCGAGCCCGUGCACGGGCUGGUGCACACAGAAGUGGUGGAACUCAUCCUGAAGAGCGGGAAUAAGGUGCUGGUGACCACCACCCCCUUUGAGAACACCUCCAUCCGGAUCGGGCCGGCCCGCAAGAGCAGCUACAAGUCCAAGAUGGCCAGGCGGAACAAGAGGAGUGCCAGCAAAGAAGGACAGGAGAGCAAGAAGCGCAGCUCCUUGUUCCGCAAGAUCACCAAGCAGUCGAACUUGCUGCACACCAGCCGCAGUUUGUCAUCACUGAACCGCUCGUUGUCCUCCAGCGACAGUCUGCCGGGCUCGCCCACCCACGGCUUGGGUGCCCGCUCGCCCACCCAGAGCCUGCGCUCCACUCCUGACUCUGCCUAUCUCGGUGCUUCUUCGCAGAGCAGCUCCCCUGCCUCCAGCACCCCCAACUCGCCGGCCACGUCGUCGCACCACAUGCGCCCCAGCACUCUACACGGCCUCUCCCCAAAGCUGCACCGGCAGUACCGCUCUGCCCGCUGCAAGUCAGCCGGGAACAUCCCUCUCUCCCCUCUGGCGCACACCCCCUCCCCUACGCAGUCCUCACCGCCACCCCUGCCCGGCCACACCGUGGGCAGCUCCAACACCACCCAGAGCUUCCCGGCCAAGCUGCACUCCUCGCCACCCGUGGUGCGGCCCCGCCCCAAGAGCGCCGAGCCCCCUCGCUCGCCCCUCCUGAAGCGGGUGCAGUCGGCAGAGAAGCUCGGCUCCCCGCUGGGCUCGGAGAAGAAGGUGGUGGUGCGGAAGCACAGCCUGGAGGUGGUGCACUCGGAAUACCGCAAAGACUUCUACGGCGAGCCCGGCCUCCACAGCCUGGCUGAGUCGGAUGGGGAGAGCCCCAGCGAGUCCGGCGCUCCCAAGCCGCUGGCCACCCGGCGCCUCGGCCGGCAGGAAUCCCCGCUGAAUUUCGGGGCGGCCGAAGGGGACAUCAUCAUGGAGACCAGCAGCAAAGCUAGGGGGUCGGAAGCUCUGCUCGGAGACUGCCGAAGGAGCCAAGCUGUGCAAACGGAGGAGGCGUUUGCAGGAGCAAAUCGGACCCUCGCGAAAGCCCUGAGCCCCGUUCAGGAGCACGAGCAAGGCCGGAAGGGCAGUGUCGAGGCUGAAGUGGCCCCACGGGGGCCCGUCCCGAUCGUCCUGGAGCCCAAGGAGAGCCAGGAGUGCGGUCCGCCGGGUGAGCUUGCCUUGGACCCUUCCCAAGACAAGGCCGGGUCCCCCAAGGAGAAGUGGAUCUUGGAGGUGGUGGAAGAGCACACCACCCUGGGGAUCUGCGCCAAGACCCCCAGCUGCCUGUGCCCGGAGGGGACCAAGAACGGACUGAAGCGGACCUCGCCGGAGGUGAAGGGGAAGCGGGGCAAAGAAGAGGUGCCUGUGUUGGGGUCAGGGGGCAAAUGUGCCGGAGACGCCCCCCGGCCCUCGCCCCCUGCGCUGGAAAAAAAGGGGGCCGCGCACUGAAGGAUCGGGGGGUCGCCUUUCUAAUCGUACCAGCCGCCCGCACUGCAUCCCUCAAACCCCUUCCGACUCUUUGCCUUCCAGCUCAGUGCUCGUAGGGUUGCCCUGGGCCACGUGGUUUGCGCUGGAAGGCUCGGCCUUGACCGAUUUGUACAUACGAAGAGCAGAGGCAGUAACACCCCCUCCCUCCCCCCCACACACUCACACAAACAUCCCCUCCCAUAGCCAUCUCCCUGUGAAUGGCAUGUCCUGUGUUAGGCCUUGUAAAGUACCUAUACAUAUCUCUCUAUAUAUAUAUUAUAUUAUAUUAUUUAUAUAAAUAUAAAUAUAUAUAUAUAUUAUAUAUAUAUAUAUGAACAAGACUAUGCUAUACAUGAAAAGGUUAAUACUGUGAUCACUCCCCCCCCCCCUUCCCACCGAUUAUUCAGGGUCCUCGUUCAAGGGAAUGGAUCCGUAGGAAAACAAUAUUAAGCGUUUAGAAGAUGUUUAGAAAACCUAAGGUUGGACGGAGAAGAUUUUUAACUUCGCAAACGUGCAAAAACCAACAUCCCGUUCUUCUCGCAUCGGGAUCUUGGCGUGCAAAGCCGGCCGUGCCCAGCUCUUCGGGUGAAUUUAUUGUGGAUUCAUUGGGCUUUUGGCGCGGCAGAGUGCCCCGGGGCCGAGGCAGCAUCACUAUGUAGGCGAACGAGAGAAAGCACCGUCCUUCGCAACCGGAGCGAGCGUGUGCCGAACCGGGGAGUUGAGAGAACGGCAGAAGCCGUGAAUCUGUUGUUUUGCUUUCCCAGUGACCCCCGAGGAAAUGAGGUGGCAGUUGUGACAUCCUGCUAAAAUGGGCCACUGAAAUAUCAGAGUGGCACUUCUAGCCAAACCGGUUGGGCCGUCCGUCAGCUCCCGAGCUUGUAAUCGUGUUCCAAAGACAACGAGAGCUAGGAUUUGGAUCUGAGGGAAACAGCUACCUUGCUUCCAGCCUUUGAAAAGUCCCCGACAAGCCAUCCCAUGAGGAUAGAAAGGUCCGGCAGUGCUUUGCAGGUCCCAAGAAAGGCAGGAUGGGGGGGGGGGGGACGACGACAGACAUGACCCAUGAGGAACAACCGGCUCAUCCAAGGAAUUCAUACCAGUGGGCCUCAGAUUCCAACUGAAGCCGUGGGCGGGGAUGCUUUCUUGAUGUUCACAGCAGCCAAAGUGUUCUGUGCUGGCCUCAGUGAUCCCUGAAAGAACGUGUACCGCCUCCCCAGAUGUUGUCCUCUCCUGACGGCUGCCCCCCUUCCUCGCAGGCCUCUUUGUGAGCCCCAUAUUUUCCAUUUGAGCUCAGCGAAUCAUGCUCGCCAGCGAAGCUUGGGACCGUGAGUUCAACCGCUUCCCGAAACCUUCAUGAUUAAAGUUGAUUUGAAGAAGAGGUCUCCAAUGUUGCCUUCUGAGCUCCUGGUGGUAAAGGAGCAAGCCCAUUUUUUUUUGGGGGGGGGGGGGGGGUUUCCAAACUGCUGCUUAUUUAUUAUUUGACUGUUGUUGUCCUUGUGUGUAGCCUAUCUAGGAAACUCCAGAACAGUUUAGAUGUGUGUGUGGGGGGGUGUUUCCUAGCAGUCCAGCGAUUGAUCUGACCCACCCCGCACUUAGCUUCAAAAACGCUAGAGCAGCAGGUGCCCCGAAGCUGUUCUUCAGACCGGCCAUAAACAUGGUUUGAAAGAGAAGUAUGAAUGAAUGAGCAAGUGAGCGAAUUGGCCCACAACUGGGUUGUCAGUCAGCUUUUUGGUAUUUAGGAGCCCGGCAGCAGUGAAACAUGGUUCAGUUAACAAUUUAGGGUUAUUGGGACACCCGAACAAAUUUCAAGUCCAGGUCAACCUUGCAGUGGAACCUCGGUUUUCGUUGGUAAUCUGUCCGAAAAGAAUCGAUGAAAACCGAAACCGAUGAAAACCAAGGCCAACUUUUCCAUAGGAAUCAAUGUACAUCCAAUUAAUCUGUUCUAGG